Messenger RNA from Aspergillus bombycis, 414 nucleotides. RefSeq names its product tubulin-binding prefolding complex subunit GIM3. The transcript is spliced from 4 exons. Bases 1 to 414 code for a protein of 137 amino acids. NCBI's taxonomy places the organism in Eukaryota, Fungi, Ascomycota, Eurotiomycetes, Eurotiales, Aspergillaceae. Gene Ontology annotation, cellular component: prefoldin complex; cytoplasm. The record is from RefSeq and is a predicted model, not a curated record. Gene Ontology annotation, biological process: protein folding.
AUGAUGCAACAUCGCAUGCUCUCGAAAGAAGACGAAGUCUCCGCAGCAGGCGAAGAGAAUGAGGUCCGUCGCGAAGACCAGGAGAAGAUCAACCGUUUCAGUCGUCUUCAUCAACGUGAGACGCUGCUAGAAGAGCAGUUGAAGGCCAAACAGAAAGAUAAAGAGGAUCUCGAGGAGAUUUCUAUGGAGUUGGAACUGGCCGAUGAGGAUGAACUAGUGCCGUACAAGAUUGGGGACUCCUUCUUCCAACUUCCCCUUGCCGAUGCUCAAUCUCUCCUGUCUUCGUCGACGGAGCAGAUCGACUCCGAGGUGUCGGGGCUGGAGGAGAAGUUGAGCGAUCUGCGCGACGAGUUGCAGCAAUUGAAGGUGGCGCUGUAUGCGCGGUUUGGACGGAGUAUUAAUCUGGAGGUCUAA